Anoplopoma fimbria (sablefish) is the source of this 6452-nucleotide messenger RNA. RefSeq names its product lysine-specific demethylase RSBN1L-like. The coding region runs from base 61 to 3867 and encodes 1268 amino acids. Gene Ontology annotation, cellular component: nucleus. NCBI's taxonomy places the organism in Eukaryota, Metazoa, Chordata, Actinopteri, Perciformes, Anoplopomatidae. The transcript has 9 exons. The record is from RefSeq and is a predicted model, not a curated record.
UGCCGCCUUGCACGUCGCGGUCGUUGGGGGAAGAGAGUAAAUAGAGAGAAGCCUCUCAAGAUGGCUGACUCGCUGGGCUCCGCUCAACCCACCGGAGCGGCUACUGCUGCUCCAGUUGCCCCGACGGAGACCAAAGGAGCCCCCGAGAACCGCGCUCAGUCUUCGCGGGAUUUCAACGCACCGCCGCCCAAGAAACAGAAGAAACUCUGCAGAGAGGCGGGAGCGGGAGGCGGCGGAGAGAAACUCCUGCAGCCCUGCAAGCAGCAGAGUUACGGCGGGAGGAGCAACAACAACCCUCCGGUGCCCGUUACCGGAGGACCCCAGACACACAAAGUGUUCAAACAGAGCGACUUCUUCCUGCACAAAGCGCCUGCUUCCUUCAGCAAGAACAAGAAGCAGAGCAGAGAUAAACCGCAGGAGAAGGAGAGGGAGAAUGGGAAAGGAGAGGAGGAGGAGGAGGAGGAGAGGAGGCUGCUGGUGGUGACCUCCGGACCCGGGGGUGACAACAACCACCACCACCACGGCGUCAGCAGACACAACAACACCUCCGCCGGGAAGAGGGAGAACGGGGAGGUCAUGCUGCCUCCCAAAGAGCACUCCGACAAGGCGAAAGAGAGAGGCCGAGAGGAGAGGGAGAAGACCAAGGUCAAAGACCGAGAGAAAGAAAAGGAGAAGAAGAAGCACAAAGUGAUAAACGAGAUCAAGAGGGAGAACGGAGAAGUCAAGCAGCCGAUUAAAGAUGAAAACGAGAAAGCGAAGAUCAACUCCGAGGAGCUGCAAAUCAAAAAGGUGAAGAAGAAAAAGAAGAAGAAACACAAAGAGGGGGAGAAGCACAAACGAGUGAAGAUGUACCACCGCUCCUGCCAAACCGUGUGUGCUGGCCUACAUCUCCUCCCUUCAUCCUCUCCACCUCCCACCUCUUCUUCCUCACCCUCUGAUCCCACUCAUAACUCCCCCCUGUCUCCAUUUAAGUCCCCUCUACCGGUUUACCCUCAACCCAACAACAAAACCACACAACUCUUACCUUCAUCUUCUCCUCUUUCCCCUAAAUCCCCCUUUAACUCCUCUCCCCUCAACUGUCCCAACUUCCCAUCGUCCUCCAUGAAGACGCCGCAACCUUCCCAAACCAAACACCAGCCGCAGGGCGCCUACCCGGGCAUGGCGGGCCUGGAGUUCGCUUCAUACAUCCACAUAGAGAACCAACCAAACGGAGGAGCCCUUGUGGCCCACGCCUACACAUCCCAGCUGUCCUCUCUCUCCGUGAGCCAGAGGCAGAGAUUUGCCCAGGAGUUUGUCACCUUGGCUUUCAGUGAGGACUCAUCCCAGGCAGCUCAUUACGUCAUGGGGAUUGUCCACGGGGAAGCCGGCUACCUGCCUGACUUCUUGGACUACUUCUCAACCAAGUUCCCAUCAGCUCCGGUCAAAAUAGAAAUACUGGGCAAGAAGGACAUCGAAACCACCACUAUGGCUAAUUUCUACUCUCAGGUGAAGAAAACGUACAGUAAUGGAACAUACAGAGCCGGGGCAAUGAGACAGAUCAGCCUGGUUGGCGCCGUGGACGAGGAGGUCGGGGAUUAUUUCCCAGAAUUCCUUGGCAUGCUGGAGGAGUCGCCCUUCCUGAAGCGGACUCUUCCGUGGGGAACCUUCUCCAGUCUGAGUCUGAUGAGUCCCGCAGAGAGUGACGACGGUCCUAUAAUGUGGGUCAGACCGGGAGAACAGAUGAUACCUGUAGCUGAUAUACCAAAGUCACCUUUCAAAAGAAAACGCUCCACCAACGAGGUGAAGAACCUGCUGCAGUCGCUGCCCAGGACCAGCGAGCCCAGAGAGAUGCUGUUUGAGGAUCGGACUCGGGCCCACGCAGAUCACAUCGGUCAGGGUUUUGAGCGACAGACCACAGCAGCAGUCGGGGUGCUGAAGGCUGUACGGGCCGGAGGAAGCUCGGAGCUUCCUCGUGUAACCAAAGACGUCGUGUGUUUCCAUGCUGGUGAUUUCCCUCAUGUAGUUCAGAGGCUGCAGUUGGACCUUUACGAACCUCCGCUGUCUCAGUGUGUGCAGUGGGUGGAUGACGCCAAACUGAACCAGAUGCGCCGCGAGGGCAUCCACUACGCUCGCAUCCGCCUGUGCCACAACGACAUCUACUUCAUCCCUCGCAACGUGGUCCACCAGUUCAAGACGGUGUCGUCUGUCUGCAGCCUGGCAUGGCACGUCCGCUUAAGACAGUACCACGAUGGAGGGGGAGAAGAGCAGCAGCAGGAGGAGGAGGUGGUGAAGGAAGAGGAGGAGGAGGAGGAGGAGCAGAUUCAGUUGAAAGAGAAGAAGAGGAAAACGGUGGAGGAAGAGGAGGAGAGGAGAGAAAAGAAGAGUGAGAAAGCAGUGAAGGAGAGGAUAAAGGAGGAGGUUGACGUGGCAGAAAACAGGACGUUCCCGGCUGUCAAAAAGGAGGAACAGGAUCAUCACCCAGCUGUCUUUCCUCCGCCCGCUCGCUCAGUGGACUCCAACUCCUGCAGCGCUAGAGACAAAGAGGUGGAGAACCAAAGGGUAAAAGAUGGAGCAAAACCCAAAAGGCAGGAUUCACCUCCAGCAAAGGUGAAAGCAGAACUUCCAGCAUCUCCUCUCUGCAAGAAUAAAUCACCUUCAUCUCUCGCUCCUGCCCCUCAUCCUCAUCAUCAGGACACAAAACCCAAAGCAGCGUCAUCAAAGCACCUUCACCAUCAACACCACCACCACCACCAUCAUUCGGACGGCAGGAUGAUGUCUUCCAGUGCAAAGUCCUCCUCUUCAGCUCCUAAAUCACCCAUCUCUAAGUCGUCCUCGUCUUUGUCGACUUCAGCUGUUACUCCUCUGCGCUCCUCUUUAACUGCUCCCAAUCCCUCCUCGACCUCUUCUCCACCUUCCUCCGUGUCCACCUCCGCUACAUCGACUUAUCCCAAGCCUUCAGUGCACUCGCAUCUCUCUACACUCCCUCCCUCCGGCGUCUCUUCGACUUCUCGACAACCUUCCUCCUCUCAGUCGGACCGUCCGAAAGACUCGCUCUGCCCGAACCCAGACGUCCCCUCAGACGCGCGGACGCAGUCAGAUUAUCGAGCGUCACACGGGUCCCCAGCUGUGGAUGUACAAACACACGGCGACACACGGACACACGCGGCAGCUCGAGCGGCGGCGGACUUACGGACGCAAGCGCUCCAAGAGAGGUGGAGUCACAUGGCGGACACCAGGACGUCUGUGGAUCCGCAGAUGCAUCACCCGCCGCAUGACGCCAUGAGGCAAGGGGUUUACAUGCAGCAAUACGCACCCCGGCAUCUCCUGCCUCCUCACCUCCCUCACAUGCUGCCCCCCUCUUUCUCCCAUCUCGCUCACAGACCUCCGGCCCUCCCCCAUAACCCGCUGUCCGGUCCCGCUCUCUCCACACAGCACCAACCCCUGAACUUGUAUCACAGCCAGAAAGCGCCGCCGCAUUCAGUUCACAUGAACCAGCUUCACCUGCAUCCGCCGCACCAACCAAACAUCGGCGCUCAGUCUCAGCCGUACUACCAGCCCCCCGAUCACCGCCCCCACCAACCGAACCCCCCUCACCAGCUCCCAGUCUCUCCCUCCCCACCUCUCUCACCAUCACCAGUUCGCCCAGCACGCCAACUCCUUCUUCCCCCUCAGCAUCCCCACCUUUCCCCUCACCACUUCCUCCCCCUCAGCCUUACCUCUCACAACCCCCCAGCCCUUACCCGCUACCACCGCAAUACCAGCCUCAGUCUUUCCCUCACCCGCCUCCUCCUCCUUCCUCCUCGCCGCCUCCCCCUCCUCCUCCUCUUCCCCCUCAACCUUCCCUUUCUGAGGAGCAGAAACAGGUUUUAUAGAAGUUUUUGUACAUAAUGAUGCCGUUUUUAAAUGACUGUAUAUGUAGAAAGGUUUUAUUUUGGUUGUGAUGUAAAAAGACAAUAACGCGGAAGACGUUGUGUGUGUCUUAGUUUAUGAAGUCGGACUUUUUUCACCUCAGACUUCUUGACUGGACUGAUUUUAGAUUGUACUGAACUCUUUGUGGAUCAGAAAUAUCGAGAAGUGAUUGCAUUCAAUGGUAGUUUUGAAUUUUCAGUCAUGUAUGGCUGAACCAGUUUGACUUUAAAGAAGAUAAUAUUCAAGAUCAAAGUUUGAAUGAGCUCCCUGGUCUGCCAAACUUCUGUCUGGUUCUGUUUUUUAAAGUGAGUUAUCAGAGGUAGGAAGGAAAAAAAGUAAUUUUUGUGUCAGAUAUUUAUAUUAAAAAAAGGUCACGAUGACCUUUUUUGUGAAACUUGCAGCUAAUGCUUCCAUUUUCGUGGCUUUUUUUCUAGUAUAUACUUUGUGCCCAAGACUGUUCGUGGAAUAAUGAUGGGUCAAAUUGUGAUAUUAUACAACACACUAUUGUAUUGAUGUAAUAUUACUACAUUUCCGCUACUAUAUUGUAUUGAUUCACCUCAAACAAUACGGUAUAUCGCAGUAUGUUUCCCUGAUAUUGUAUUUUGAGCAAUAAUGCUCCGCAAUAAUCUGCUGAAUAUAGAUACAAAUCCAUUUCCCCAUUUUUGUUCUAAUUUCAAAGCUAUUGAUAGAAAGCCAGUAGUGUCCUAUUGAAUCAUGGGAUUUAUCUAAUGAUUUCCAGUGUUUUAUUGCCCAGAAAGAAUACUAUACUCUUCUCAUACUAUGAGAUAUAUCACUCUCUUUCAAUUCAAUGCUUGAGCCAGCAGCCAGUAGUUUCAUAUUUACCACACAGACGCUCUGAGAAAAAGCAUAUACGCAUAUUUCCCCAAAUCUCAAACUACGCCUUGAAAGUAUUGCAAUUCUCUUGUACCUGUUGAGCUCUUAGUGUAAUUCUGCUGUGUUUUCCAGUGUCUGUUGGAUGUGUACCAGGGUCUCCUAAUUUUGGAAACAGAGCACUUGCUGUUCAGCCAAGGACAAAUUUGACCGAGCCAAGGCUGUUAAACAGACCGGCCUUCAGAGUCUCAGGAAAAGUAAAUACAGUCAGGACACAUCCACGAAUAUAUUGGUCUCCUAAAAACAAUCCACAAUCUUUAAGGUUGCUGUUCAGGGUCAAAUUUUCAAUCUUCAGCAUUAUAUUAGAACCUAUGCAGCUACUUUAAGAGCUUGCAAAAGGUUAACUUUUGACCUCACAAAGUUUGAAUAAGAAUAACCGAAUGAGCAGAGCAAUAUCAAUCAGAUGCAGUCAAGACUACCCAGAUGUAACAAAAUAAAAUGGAUGUAUCCACUGCUGUUUAAAUACACUUGAUAUUAUUGGAGAUACUAAUUAUGUCAGAUGAUCAACAGGAAACUUUCCGGUUCUUCCAAGACUCCUGUGUUAAUCAUUCAGGCCUCAGACAUCUAUGAUACAAUUGCUUUUAUUCUUUAUGGACAAAAAGCUCCAAGACACAGAAGGUACACUGUGGAGAAUUCAUUCCCAAAGCACUAUUUAUCUAUUUAACUGAAGUCCAGUUUCUCUCCAGUGUGGAGCGUCCUGUCUGUUAUGAUGUUUUAUUUAUUACCCAGGGACUGGAGUGACCUCUUGUGUUUUUACAAAGUACAAUAAAUUAUUGAAAUUCUGUUUUAGCGGCAACUAUGAAUUUAUCAAAGUGGUAAAUGUCUGAUUUUAGAUUCAAAUCGGUCUCACUUUGAUGUUAAAAACUUGAUUUUUAUUUUAUUUGUCAUUGAUGUCUUCAUUUUACUAUCAACAAUCGAGUAUAACCCACUUGCUAAUGUAGCCCACAACAUUUCCCCAGUGCCUGUCCUUAACUGUGAACUACUAAAUGGUCCAGAGCCGUUUAGAGAAGGAGUUCUGUCCUUAAAUGGGAAUCUUAGGAGUCAAAGAUUGAAGUUUUUCUCUGGAAAAAUGAGAGCAAAGCCUUAAAUUGGUCUCUAAAGCUGCUGAAAACUCUCCAAAUAUCUGCGGUGUAAAUUGGGAUGAUUCAAACUUUGUGGCACAGACGAUGUCCUAAAAGCAGGGUUGUGUUUUUGAUGAGUAAUUUCUCCGCCAGCAUGGAGAAUGAUGGAAAAUUAAACCUAAAACUUCAGCUCUCUUAGUCAGUUUGACUCUUAGGACUUCGUUUCAGAGACAGAACUCCUCCUCUGUGGCUUUGAGGAGAGCGAGGUGAUACCAAGCACUUGAUGCCAGUUGCAAAGCGCUCUGCAGCUUUUUUUAUGCUUUUGGGUUUCAGAUGUUACACAAAAAAAACCUGACAUGAACUUCUAUAUUUUUUGUACAAAUGCGACUAAAUUAAGGUUGAAAACAAAAGAAGUUUUCAUGGGCUGGCGUUGUUUUCACAGAGUUUAUUUAUCUCAAGAUUUUUAGGUUUUUUUUAAUUCUGUUUUAUUUCUGUGAUUUUUAACUGUCAGCACUGGAGUGUACAUACGAUGUUUUGUAAAGAGGAAAAAUAACUUGUAGUGUGGUUUCUACUUUAAAUAUGAGCCUAGCUAAUAAAUGGUUCAAUGUAUGG